AUGUCUUCCUUCAAUAUGGUCCAUGCCAUUGGCAACUAUGCGGUAAACUUCCCCGCGAAGACUUUUUCCGGCGCUGUGAUCGGCUGCUUGGCACUGUAUCAUUUUUACUCAAAAUUCUCGACGACGCGUAAGAAUCAGGCAGUGAUGACUAGUGAAAAGCAUAAUCUGGCAGAUGAACUCGUCCUCCUCACCGGUGGAAGUGGUGGAAUAGGAAAACACAUAAUCGAGCAUUUGGCACACAAGAAGGCCCGAGUUCUGGUCCUUGAUGUCAAAAAGCCCGAGUUCGAGCUUUCAACCGGCAUCGCCUUUUAUCAGACUGACAUCACUUCAACAAACGAUAUAUCUAGAGUUGCCUCAAAGAUCCGUAGUUUACAUGGAGACCCUACAGUUCUUGUGAAUGCGGCGGGCAUCUUUCACUGUGGUUCUCUCCUUGAAAAGAGCGAGCGAGAGAUCCGCGAGACUUUCGAAGUGAAUACCGUUUCACACUUCCUUCUAAUAAAGGAAUUCCUUCCGUCUAUGAUCAAACAUAACAGAGGUCACAUCAUCACAAUCGCAAGUAUUGCAAGCUUUGUGACAGUUGCCGAGAUGGUAGACUACUGUUGCACGAAAGCCAGUGCGUUGGCUUUCCACGAGGGAGUCAAACAGGAGCUGAAAUACUGGUACAAUGCCCCGAACGUCAAAACAAGCAUCAUCCAUCCACUUUGGGUCGAGACUUCUAUGAUCAAAGGUUUCAUGCAAUAUCAAUCCCAAUUUGCUCAACCUAUCAUGAAACCGGAAGUUGUUGCUAAAGCUGUUCUUGAGCAAGUGUUACUAAAACGAGGAGAUCAAGUCUUUCUUCCUAAGAAGAUGUGGAUCGGCGGGGUACUGAGAGCACUGCCACAGAGGCUGCAAGAGAUGAUACGAUCGGUUUACUCAAAGAUUUUGUGGCGAGUGAGGAAUGCACGACUCGCCGACAAAGAGCAUUCCAGCUGA
This is a messenger RNA of Penicillium antarcticum, 972 nucleotides long. RefSeq lists its product as uncharacterized. Gene Ontology annotation, molecular function: oxidoreductase activity, acting on the CH-OH group of donors, NAD or NADP as acceptor. The record is from RefSeq and is a predicted model, not a curated record. The transcript has 2 exons. Bases 1 to 972 code for a protein of 323 amino acids. Lineage: Eukaryota; Fungi; Ascomycota; Eurotiomycetes; Eurotiales; Aspergillaceae.